AUGAAAUACGCGUCUGUGAAUGCGAAGUGUCCCUCGUAUAACGAAAAACACGCGUUAUAUGUUGGAGCUCACACCGGUUCAUUCAAACUAAUCAAUACACACGCUGACGACCCUUUCCAACAACUAAAUCUUCAACCGAUUGAGGUUCUGAAUAAAACAUCGAAGAUUACAUGCAUGGAAUUUGGUAAUGCCGAGCGAACAGAGUUGCUCAUCGGACGUGCGAAUAGAUGUGUAAAGGUCUUCAGCUGCGCCAAAGAAGAAAGCAUAUCCAACUUUGAGAUUGGUAGCGCUGAUGUCGUAGGUUUGGGGCGAAGCAAUGGAUGUAUCGUGGUCGGAUGCGCUGAUGGCACAGUGCAAAUCGUCAAAUACCCUGAACCAGUUAAGUUUAAUGUUGGUGAAAAUCUCUCUCGGUUACGGCUCUGUCCUGAUGACGAGAGGCUUAUGGUAACCGGGGGAAAACUGUUAAAUCAAAUUGUAAAACUCUGGGACUUAGAGACGCAGAAAGUUCUGUUCCAAGCAAAAAAUGUUAAGAAAGUGCUUGAAUUAGAGCAACUUGUUUGGGACAACGAUGUCGUAUUUGUGAACCGCAAUCUAAUUGCGGCUUGUUCCCGUCAUGGAUACGUCCGUUUGUACGACACAAGAGGGCCAACGAGACGACCGGUCCAAGGUUUCACAUCUUCAGACCCAGAUGAUCAACUGGCAUUUUCAUGUUUGGCCUCUCACGGUGAUUAUCUUUACGCUGGCACGACUACUUUUGGAGCGAGGGCAUUCGACUUGCGAAGAAUGAAAAACCAUAUUCAUGUAUAUAAAGGAUUCACUGGUACGGUAACAUCUAUCAGGGUUGAUCCUUCCGGAAAUCAUCUUUUUACGGGAUGUCUCGAUCGAUAUGUACGUGUUCACCAUGCCCACCGAACGGCUUUAGAGUACCGUUGCUACGUUAAAUCAAAACCGACACAGGUUUUGGGAAUUGAUUGGAAAGAACAACGGGCAGCGAAUGAGCAUAAUGCAGUUGAGAGUAUCGCUGAUGACGUUGUUCAUAUACUAUCCGAUCAAGACGGAUCCGAUGCAGAAUAUGAUCAAAUGUUUUCUAAAAUGCCAACAGUCAAUGAACCAACAAAGAAACGAAAGGCAGACAGCGAUGCAGCAAAUCGUAAACUACCUACAAAAGUAAAAAAAAUACCCUAA
Anopheles marshallii is the source of this 1185-nucleotide messenger RNA. RefSeq names its product WD repeat-containing protein 74. Gene Ontology annotation, cellular component: nucleolus; preribosome, large subunit precursor. The transcript has 3 exons. The coding region runs from base 1 to 1185 and encodes 394 amino acids. NCBI's taxonomy places the organism in Eukaryota, Metazoa, Arthropoda, Insecta, Diptera, Culicidae. Gene Ontology annotation, biological process: ribosomal large subunit biogenesis. Gene Ontology annotation, molecular function: protein binding. The record is from RefSeq and is a predicted model, not a curated record.